UGUGCUCCGCCCCUCUGGGGUAGAGCGGAGAGGUUCCCGACUGACCCCACGGAGCUGGGGCUGGGGCCAAUUAGGCGGUGGUAGGGGGUUUUAGUCUUUUUACGGGGUUCCCUCACAGGGACCUUGGGCAGGAGGGUACCUUAGUUGAAACCAUGACCAGGUGGGCACGAACUAACACAGCACAUAAUAAGAAGGCUCUGAAGGCAACAUCAUGGGAAGAUAUGAAGAAGGGCUCUACAGAGGGAGCCACCCAAAAUCUACAAAAGGAUAGUGGUCUCUCCCUUAAGAAUGAUGGAGCCCCAUCAAAAAACAAAAAGAAGACAUCUUAUACCAAUCAAGAUGUAAAUGGGUUCAUGGAAUAUCUAAAACAGAAUGGGAAGCUGAUGGCAGCAGAUAGCCUACAAGUAAGAGAAGAAAUAGCAACAGCUCUCAGAAAAGAUAGUCGGCGAGAAGGAAGGAGGUUGAAAAGACAAAAAAUAAAGAAAAACGCACAGGUUUGUUAUCAUUGCAGAAAGCCAGGCCAUGGAGUUGCAGACUGCCCUGCUGUCCUUGAGAGUCAAGAUAUGGGUACUGGAAUCUGUUACCGGUGUGGGUCCACUGAACAUGAAAUAACCAAAUGCAAAGCCAAAGUAGACCCAGCUAUGGGAGAAUUUCCUUUUGCAAAAUGUUUCAUUUGUGGAGAGAUGGGACAUCUAUCUAGAUCUUGUCCUGAUAAUCCUAAAGGACUUUAUGCUGAAGGUGGUGGUUGUAGACUUUGUGGUUCUGUGGAACAUUUUAAGAAAGAUUGCCCUGAAAAUCAGAAUUCAGAUAACAUGGUCACAGUUGGUCGUUGGGCUGAGGGUAUGAGUGCAGAUUAUGAAGACAUUUUGGAGACUCCCAAGCCACAAAAACCCAAAAAAGUAGUAGCCAAAGUUGUUAAGUUUUGAUAACAGACAGAUAACACCUUAUAGCGUUAUAGUUUGAACUGGGACUACCCUUCAGGAUUAGAAUUGGGUUCAACACACAAGGAUAUUAUUCCUGAACAUCUACUGCAAGUGGAAAUUUGAUCACCUAAAAGCAUAUUAUCAACAGUCCGAAUGUCGUUAAAAUUCCUUUUCUGGAGUUUUGUGCAAAGGAAGUACCGAAGAGGAGUACCACCAGCAUGAAACACUCAGAAACGAACAUUUGAUCCUUAAAUUGGAGUUCUGGGGGAAAUUGACCUAAUUCUUAACAAAACAGCACCUGCAAAGCAUGAAUGAUAUCAAUUGAUAAAAAUCUUAUUUUCUUAAUAAUAAUGAAAUAAUUUGAACAGUCAAAAAACAAGACCUGCAUUUGGAGGUGAGCUUUUUAUAUUUUUAUAAAAGUCACAUUUCUUUAUGUAAUUUAUUUGAGUACAAUGAUAUUUUAAGAACUCAAACUUUUCUAGCUUCUUAAAAUUUAUUCCCCUUUUGAAUAUUUAAUAAAAAUAACUUUACCUAUCAUGGCUUCUGUUUCCUAAAAACUUCAUUCCUGACUAAAUUUGCCAAUGUCAUUGUAUUCUGUAUGUCUUUGGAAACUAGGUCCUUCAUAAAAUUGACAAUUGGUCCCUCUCUUUUGGAAAAGGAGAAUGGAAUAUUGGGCUGGCUUCUACUUUGGUUUUUCUCAGAGGCAAAGAAUUAUAAUUAAACAAAACUGAAGUCUACCAGCACCUGUCCCCUUUGCUCCUUGUCCUUGAUUUUGGUGAGAGAAGUUCUAGCAAAGGACCAGGUGGAUAGUUUUUUGUUGCAUGGAGCAAAUGGAGUCUAAAACUCAGUAGUGUGAUCGUGUAUUUAGAUGAGUCAGGGUGAGAUGGAAGCAGCACCAUAAUGGAGUUAGAACACUAAUCAGGGAGACAUUAGAUCCUUUGUUUUAUUUGAUGAAUCCAUGCAUACUUAAUACAUACAUUUCACAAGACAUAACUCCGCUAUUGUACUGUAUAAUAGAGUGACUCUCGGUGUAUUGUGUAUUUCAUUUGAGAUUUUUACCUGAUUGGAUACAUUUAUAACUAAAGGAAACAGCUGUGAU
Messenger RNA from Dromiciops gliroides (monito del monte), 2022 nucleotides. RefSeq names its product zinc finger CCHC-type containing 9 (gene ZCCHC9). The coding region runs from base 153 to 926 and encodes 257 amino acids. Gene Ontology annotation, molecular function: nucleic acid binding; zinc ion binding. NCBI's taxonomy places the organism in Eukaryota, Metazoa, Chordata, Mammalia, Microbiotheria, Microbiotheriidae. The record is from RefSeq and is a predicted model, not a curated record. The transcript has 6 exons.